AUGCUAUUGCUGCCACCGCCGCUACCGCUAGUGUUGAGACAGCUGCCCAUGGUAACCUGAUCCAGCCACUGAACAGAUUGCUGGAUGGGCUGAAGCCAAACCGAGGGACCACGGGAACAAAAGCCGUAGGAGCUGCCUCCAGCACCCGGGAAAGUGUACUGCUCCACAAACUGGACAGGGCUGAACCAUGGUGGACCCUGUGCCGGAAGAGGAAGAGGAAAAGGCAGGAGCUGAGCCAAGCAGUGCUGGAGAAGAUGGAGCAGCUGCAUCUGCAUCCUCUGUCCCUACUGGUGCCCAGCAACUGCCCACUGCAACAUCUUCUGCCCCACCAGGUGUACCCAGCAAAGCUGAGGGUCUGGCAAGCUACAGGGAAGGCCGGCAGCGGGAACAGUCGCCUAUGCUGCACCUUGAUCUAUUCAACUUUGACUGCCCAGAAGCAGAGGGCAGCCGCUACGUGCUCACCAGCCCCCGCUCAUUGGAGGCCUGUGCUAGGUGUGCAGUUAAGCCUGUGGAGCUGCUGCCUCGGGCGCUGGCAGAUCUGGUGCGUGAGGCGCCAGGCCGCUCUAUGCGGGUGGCUACAGGACUUUAUGAAGUGUAUGAGGCAGACCGCCUAGCCAAGCUACAGCAGUGCCGGGCUGAGCGGGAGCGCAUCAUCAAGGAGGAAAAACGGCGUCUCUUCACCCCCCUGAGCUCCACCACCCCAGCCCAAACCGUAGGCCCCGUCCCGACUGCAGCCCAGGGCAGCAACAGUAGCUGCAGCAGCAGCUCAAGCCUCCCAGCUUCACCUGCUCCCCGCGCUCCCCGUGCUCCCCGCAAAUCCUCUUCGUCACCCUCCCCAGCUAGGACCAAGCCUAGUCCAGCUGCUUCCCGACCAGGCAAAAAGAGCCACUCGCUAGAUUCACUGUCCCGCCGGCGAGAAGGGGCCCUAAGCUCAGAAUCUGGGGCCUCCUCUUCGUCUUACAGUGGUGACAGCCUAAGGGAGCACUGGCUGCCCCGGAGCCCAGCCACCAGUGGCCUCCUCCCAGGGUCUGCUGCCUCAGCCCCCAAUUCCCAGACUCGGCCGUCCGCCCUCACCUUGACGCCCUUGUCAGGUCGCAGCUUCAGCUUGAGCGACCUGUGCCACUCACCCCAGACUGCUCGCCACGUGGAAAGAAUCGUGCGCCAGGUGAAGGAGGAGAGGGGCCUCCGUGGGUUGCCAGAGCGGGACCGUAAGAUUGCCGCCCUUAUGCUGGCCCGCCACCAGGAAGAAGAGUUGCUUCGCCAACAGCAAGCAUUUGCCCACGGCCAGUGGGAGCAGCAGCGGGCCAAGGUGCAGCAGCGGGAAAAAGAGGAGAAGGAGAAGCAGCGGGCCCUGGCGCAAUGCCGCCAGGCCUGGGCAGCACAAGUGGAGGAGCGCCUGGGGAGGCUGGGCCGCGAGGAGCAGAAGGCUGCCAGGCGGCUGCGGUGCCAGUACGCUCGAGGCGAGGCACAGCGGCUUGAGCUCGUCGAGAGGCAAGGGCAGCUUCGGCUAGAGCGGGCUCAGAGGGCGGCCCUGGAAGACAGAAUGCGUAAGCUGCAACAAGAGCACAACCUCAAGCUGUGGGAAGAAGGUCGGCAGAAAGAGAGAGAGCGGGCUGACCACGCCCAGCGGGAGCGGGCGGAGAGGGCAGCCCGGACCAAGCGCAAACAGGACACUUACUUACAGAGGGAGAAGCAGCAGCUCAGCCGGGCCGAGCGGGUACAUCACGAAGCACUGUUACAGGGGCUGGCCCGGAAAGAGCGGAAGGAACAAGAGGGCCUGCGCUUGUCACUGGAAGCGAGUCUGGAACGGGCGCAGGAAAACUAUGAGCAGCUGAUGGAACAGCGAAGCCGGCAUUUGCGAGAGAGAGCACGGAGGGAAGAACUGCAAGGCAGACGGGCCAAGGAGGUGGCUGAGCGCAAGGGCAGAGAGCACCAAGAGCACCUGGAGGCGCUGGCCAGAGCAGGAGAACAGCGGAUGCAGCAUGCGACGCAGGUGGUGUCGGAGGCGGUGCAGCAGAAAGCCCGUCGGAUAGGGCAGAGUCGGCUAGAGAAAGAACGAGCGCAGCGGGCCAACAAAGAAAAGGUGGACCGCGAAGAAGACAGCCGCAGGCGGGAGCUGCAGCAGGCCAUCGAACGCAAGUGGGAGCGGAGUGAGCGCCUGUCCCGAGAGAGGCGGAGCGCCUUGGAGAAUGCCCGCUCCACUGCCCGCGCUUCUUUCCACGUACGAGAAAAGGUGCGCGAGGAGACGAACACGCGCACUUUUGACCGGAUGGCCUUGGAAGCCAAGCUCCAUGCCAGUCUGGGCAGGAAAUGAGGGAACUUUAGAUUGAAUGGGCCUUCCAGGCACUCUUUCACUCAACCUUUCCGCUCCAUGCCUCUGGCCAAGUCUUUGGUUUCUAAAGAGGAUUGGGAGAAGGAAGUACCAUAGGACUUCUCCUUACCUCUCCCCACUGAGGCAACGUUCAACAAGGAAGAAUACGAAGAACUUUUCAGAGUCCACCCUGAAUUUCUAAGAACUAUAUUUCUUUGGGGCCCUGGGAGCUAGGGCUCAGCACAAUUCAUGACUUCUCUCACCUGUGUUGUAUCGUCCCGUAAGCCCUUACCAAGCCUCUUUUGUGCUCCUGGGAGGUUUCUUGGGAAUAAGCAGAGAGGAGCUGGGGAGAAAGGGUAUUCUAGUGAUCCAUAUUCCAAGUUACUCCAUCACUUUUCAGGUAAUAGCACAAAACUUACUACAGCACCUCCCUCUCUCGCUCCGCUCCUCCCUUUUCCCCUUCUGUGGCAGCUGCUGUCUACACCUUUCUAAACAGGGUUUUGUUUUAAGUGCCGUGAUUGAGUGGAGAAGUAGUAGUGGUUGUCAUUGACAGGGACACUUUCUAGCCCUCUUCCUCAUCUCGAAAAAGAAAAGUACAGGUACAGCAUCUGGGAAUACUCAGGAAGGGAAACACCAUUGCAAAUUUUAGUCCCGCCCAAGGUUAUACAGGAAACUGGACAGGUUUUUCCUUUCAGGUCCUGCAAAUCUAUAUUAAAACCUGAAAGAACUCUAGUUUCAGAGACUGCUGUGUUCUUUCCUGAUUAAAGCGUUCUAGUGAUGAUGGUGGUUAGGUGUUUGUUAACAGACAGUCCCAAUGUAGAGUAUGGAAAGAACUUGUAACCAGGUUGCUUUAAUACUUACCAGAGAGCAGUCAUGCCUUAAAUAGCAGUGCUGUCCUCAUGUGCCUGCCUUAGCUCAUCCCUGAUCAUUUCUCCACUGCUUUGCCCUCAGAACAUCAACUCCAAGGUGGGCCCCUGUUUUGGCCUCUGUGGUACAACUAUGAGCUCCCUACAGCUCUGUUGGCAAAGCUGUGUGUUCUGGCUCCACUGUGUACCAGUUCAAGUCCAGAAUUGUCUGUCUGCAAAGUGCGGCAUUCAAAUAGACAUCUUUGCUCUUAUAGCCUAUUUGCUGAUAUUUCUCUUCCUUCCUGUUGUUUUUACAUGAGAAAAAAAAAGUAAGGAUUGUCUAUCACCCAGAUUGUUCAUUAUAUAGGCUCCUUCUUUUCCCUUCUCCCAAUUAGAAAAGGAGUUUUGUUGUCAUUUUCAUAGGCGUGCCCAGACUCCUAUCUUAACAUCUCUGUUCCCUUCCCUUCCACUUGAAGUUAUUUAUCUAGUUUCUCUGUUUUGUUCUUUCCAUCUGCCACAUGGAGAUAGUGAUACUCUUUUUCUAGCACCUCCAGUUCUCCAGGAUUAAAGGCACUGCAUGAGUAUUAACUAUGAGUAUUGUUAAUGCUUUUUUUUCUCCACCUAGGGGCAAGAGGAAGAAAAAGCUGUAUCACUCUAAGUAGGGAUAGGGAUUAGUCAUUAAUAUAGGGAAGUCCUAGAUGAAGAAACUUCCUCUACAAAUGCCAGUCAGCAUUUUUUCUGCAACUUGGUUUUAAAGAGUUUCCUAAAGCAUUAAGAGGUUAAAUGACUUGCCCAGGAUCACACAUCCAUAACGUGUCAGAGGAGAGGAGAGAUUUAAACCCGGGUUUUCAUGGUUCUAAGGCUUUUUAUUCAUUCUACCAGGGCUGCUUCACAUCACCCUAAUUCUUUGCUGAAAAUAGGGAUAUCACAGAAUCCUAAAGAUGGAAAGGCAGGAAUGUCUGAUUCGGGAGACCCCUCUACAAUGUCAAUUGAUUAUCUGCCUUCUGCUUGAACAUUUCCAGGGACAGAAAACACACAACUUUAAAACUAUUUGUAUAUUAUUACUUUCAUUUUGGAAUAUAUCACUCCUCCUUUGCCCAAUGAGCCAUCAGUUACAAUGAUUUUUUUUAAAGAGAGAAAAAAUAGCAAUCUAGCAAAAUUAAUCAAUGCCAACUUGACCGUACAUGCAGCCUCUCACACCCAUAGUUCAAAAUCUCUGCAAAGAAGGGAGAUAGCACACAAUGCUUUUAUAGGCAGGUUAUUCCACUGUUAAAUAGCUCUCACUGUUAAUAAUUAUUGAAUGGAAAUUAGCUUCCCUCUGAAAAGAAUUGGUCCUAGUUCCAUCAUCACAGAAGGAAUAUGGGAAAGCAUUAUUCUCAUUUAAAAAAUCAGAAGAGAAAUGCAUUCAUUACAUUUUGUGUAGUAGUCAGCAUGGUACAGAGGAGAACAUGCUGGACUUAGAUUCAGGGAGGCCUGGGUUCAAACCCCACUUCUGACACUUUCUAGCUGUGUGACCCUGGACAAGUGACCUUUCUCCAAGACUUAUCUAAGUCAUAAUGAGUUGCUAUCUGCCUCAGUGGAGGGAGUUCUGGAGAGGUAGGGUGCUUCCCACUAACGAAAUCACAGAUGCUUCAAAGAUACAGUAGGCAGACUUCUUAAGGUUUUUGUCAGGUGCUGUUGAGGAUAGAUGUAGGAGAAAAUGAUGUUUUCAUAUUAAACUUAAGACCCUGAUGAAACCAGACGAGGUAUCGAUGUUCCCAACUUUGAUCUGGAAAAGGAUUUUUCAUCCAUAGAAUUUUUCCUUAUUGGAAUCCAAAUGUCAGCCUCUUAUAAUGACUAGCAUUGUUUAUUAGUGAAGGCUUUAACUAAAAGAUUUUAAUGCAGUUGUGGCUACUUUACCUUGGUUUCCUUUACUGAAUGUUAAAGGGCAUUCCAAACUUUAAUGAAAAAAUUAAAUCAGAGAUUUAUUUUUUCAUAGGUUCUCACUC
Phascolarctos cinereus (koala) is the source of this 5144-nucleotide messenger RNA. It is a transcript of the gene CCDC177, whose product is annotated as coiled-coil domain containing 177. Lineage: Eukaryota; Metazoa; Chordata; Mammalia; Diprotodontia; Phascolarctidae. The record is from RefSeq and is a predicted model, not a curated record.